UUUCGCUUCUUAUCUUUUUCCCUCUCUAUACUUUACCCCUCUCGAUCGAAACAGAAACUUUGCGUCCACGUUUUGUCUUCUCUCUCUCGUUAUCAUCCGAUUAAUCUCUGGAGUUCUUUUAGUGAUUCUGCUUCUAUGCCAUUGUACUAAGAAAAUGGGACUAGUUAAGGGAUGUUGGAUAUUACAACGAGUGGUUCCAAGUGAUAAGUCUGCAAACUCCUACAACGUCUCUCUUCUCUUAUCUCCUGUCGUAUCUUUUUGGGAUUGUAUUGUUCGUAAAAUGAGGUAUACCUACGUACCUGAGUGGGUGUAGUACUCAUUGCGUUUGGUUCACAAGCAAAGAAGAAGCAAGUUCACUUUUUUUUUUCCUUCUAAGAUUGUACAAGUUUUAGUUUUUUUUUAUUCGUUGAAGUGUGUCCUAAAGCUAGACGAAGAAGAGUGUUUUUUUUUUUUCAAGUAGUCAUGGAUGAUAACUGUAGCACACUGCGUAAACAAGCUCAGCCGAUUGUUGGAAAAGGGAAUAAUAAGAAGCAAGGAAAAGAUGAAGUGGAUAGAAUCAAACAAGCCGAGAAGAAAAAGAGACGUCUUGAGAAAGCUCUUGCUAAUUCUUUAGCGAUCAGGGCUGAGCUAGAGAAGAAGAAGCAAAUGAGAAAAGAAGGACAUCAAGAAGCAGAUGAAGAAAGCUGGGCAAAGGAGAAGAAGCAGGAGAAAGACGAGCUGGAUCGUAUCAAACAAGCGGAGAAGAAAAAGAUUCGUCUGGAGAAAAAUCUUGCUAAUUCUGCGGCUAUCAGGGCUGAGCUAGAGAAAAAGAAGCUUAAAAAGCUAGAGGAACAAAGAAGAUUGGAUGAGGAAGGUGCCUCUAUUGCAGAGGCUGCUGCUCUGCAUGUCUUACUUGGCGAGGACUCUGACGACUCGUAUCGAACCAUGCUAAACCAAGAGACGGGUUUCAAGCCAUGGGACUAUACUGCUAAACUCAAUAGCGGAAGAAACGGAUUCUUUCCUCACCAAGCGGUUUACAGAAGCAGAGUAAGAGACUGUAACUCGUCAGUCUCAUAUGAGCCUUUUGCAAGGGGAUGGGAUAACAAUAACUUUGGAAUAUCGGCUGAUUUGAUUGCUGCUCAAGCUGUGUCAUCACUGCAGAUUUCUGAGGAUGCCUGUGUGGACCCAGUUGUCUUCAAUGGGAUGUUUAGAAGAUGACAGUAGCACCGUAUUCCCAGAGAUUUAGUACUACUUCUUUAUCUCUAUUAAUAUUUAUAACUACAGUGAUCUCGUCUACACUUGCUCAUCACCGUAUCCUUGACGCUUGAAGACACAUGAGGUUGAAGCUGCACAAGUCUCUGUCACUCCCAUCCUUCACUUGUUCCAAAUGAUGUCCUAAAAGAAGACUUUGGGAAAUAUCAUAAAGAAAUGCAAGCUUAUAUUAUUUUCAGUUAGAAUCUACUUGGGAGAGUCAUGCUUGUCUCUUAGGUGACAUAUAUUAGUUUUGCUGCAAAUUUAUUUGCUCGUCUUUACACCCAACUCAUCCGCGAGAUCAGUAUGUUUGAAAUGAUAAUGUCAUGCGUUUCAUGAACAUUCAUUAUGGCAGGACUUAUGCUUGGAGUUGCAUUAGAAUUAAAUAUCUAAACACAGUAACGAAAAUUUGUUGUACCUUAUUCUUG
Molecule: messenger RNA, 1658 nt
Organism: Eruca vesicaria subsp. sativa (arugula)
Lineage: Eukaryota; Viridiplantae; Streptophyta; Magnoliopsida; Brassicales; Brassicaceae
Source: the annotation of a GenBank genome assembly